Trichomycterus rosablanca is the source of this 5563-nucleotide messenger RNA. It is a transcript of the gene kdm5bb, whose product is annotated as lysine demethylase 5Bb. Gene Ontology annotation, molecular function: DNA binding; histone H3K4me/H3K4me2/H3K4me3 demethylase activity. The transcript has 28 exons. Gene Ontology annotation, biological process: regulation of DNA-templated transcription; chromatin remodeling. The coding region runs from base 135 to 4697 and encodes 1520 amino acids. The record is from RefSeq and is a predicted model, not a curated record. NCBI's taxonomy places the organism in Eukaryota, Metazoa, Chordata, Actinopteri, Siluriformes, Trichomycteridae. Gene Ontology annotation, cellular component: nucleus; chromatin.
UGAUACUGAUUGUUCGAGGGAGUGGAAUUAGGCAGAGGGACAAACAGGCAGCCAUUGAUCGAACUAUCCGAUCUAAACAACUGUCCGUCCCGACCGAGUGACCGGUGCCUCUCUGGAUCAGGAGUUAAAGGAGAAUGAGCCAGUCUCGGCCGGACGAGUUUAAACCUCCUCCUGAGUGCCCGGUGUUCGAGCCCAGUUGGGAGGAAUUCGCAGAUCCUUUCGCUUUUAUUAAUAAAAUCCGACCGAUUGCCGAGAAGACUGGGAUUUGUAAAGUGAGACCUCCAUCGGAUUGGCAGCCUCCAUUUGCAUGUGAUGUCGACAGACUGCAUUUUACUCCUAGGAUCCAGAGACUCAAUGAGUUGGAAGCACAGACCCGGGUCAGACUCAACUUUUUGGACCAGAUUGCUAAAUUCUGGGAACUUCAGGGAUGCUCACUCAAAAUUCCUCACGUAGAGAGAAAGAUACUAGAUCUUUACCAGCUACACAGGCUGGUUGCAGAUGAAGGUGGUUUUGAAAUAGUCUGUAAGGAGCGCAGAUGGACAAAGAUAGCCAUGACGAUGGGCUUUGCACCAGGCAAGGCUGUGGGUUCACACCUCCGUUCUCACUACGAGAGAAUCCUCUACCCGUUCAACCUCUUUCAGUCUGGGGCCAAUCUGCUGGCUCCAGAGCUAGCAGCCAAACUGAUGAAUUUUGGGGCUGCUACUGAGCAGGAGAAGGUUGAUCAGAAGCCCUCCCUGCCGGAAAAUGGCGAUGAUCAAGAAUACAAACCUCACGAUCUGGUGCAGAGGCAGAACGUACAGGUGCAACCCAAGGAUGCAUGUGCGCCUGCCAGAAGAGCCAAGCGGAUGAAGGCUGAGCCUGGUUGUGGAAAGUCAGAGGCUGGUACAGAAGGAGAGGGUGGUGAGAGCAGGCCCAAUCUCAGGAGAAGGAUGGGUUCUUUUGUAGUGAAGUCUGAACCAGUGAACGAAGUCCCUAUUAAGAUCAAGCAGGAGCCAGUGGAGAGUCCUCUACAAAUCGAACCAGAGAAAACUAAAUCACGCUAUAAGAAGAGCACUUUACCACCACCUGAUACCAAAGUGGAUAUGUACGUGUGUUUGGUAUGUGGGAGCGGCAGCGAUGAAGAUAGGCUGUUGCUGUGUGACGGCUGUGAUGACAGUUACCACACCUUCUGCUUGAUUCCACCCCUUCAUGAUGUCCCUAAGGGUGACUGGAGGUGUCCCAAGUGUCUGACACAGGAAUGCAGCAAACCACAGGAGGCAUUCGGAUUUGAGCAGGCACACAAAGAGUAUUCCCUAAAAUCAUUCGGGGAAAUGGCUGACGCAUUUAAGUCAGACUACUUCAACAUGCCAGUUCAUAUGGUGCCGACUGAACUAGUAGAAAAAGAGUUCUGGCGGUUGGUGGGUACUAUUGAGGAAGAUGUGACGGUUGAGUAUGGAGCCGAUAUUGCCUCCAAGGAGUUUGGCAGUGGCUUUCCCAUCAAAGAUGGCAAGUUCAAGGUUGCUGCCCAGGAUGAGAAGUACUUGAGCUGCGGUUGGAACCUGAAUAACAUGGCUAUGACGAAUCUGUCCGUGUUGACCCAUGUGCCUGCUGAUAUAUGUGGCAUGACUCUGCCCUGGCUUUAUGUGGGCAUGUGCUUCUCCUCUUUCUGCUGGCACAUUGAGGACCACUGGAGCUACUCCAUCAAUUACCUGCACUGGGGAGAACCUAAGACAUGGUAUGGAGCUCCUGGAUUUGCUGCUGAGCAGUUGGAAGCAGUGAUGAAGAAGCUAGCACCUGAGCUAUUUGACUCCCAGCCAGAUCUGUUACACCAGCUCGUCACCAUCAUGAAUCCAAACACCCUCAUGGCUCAUGGAGUACCAAUUUACAGGACCAAUCAGUGUGCAGGGGAGUUUGUCAUCACAUUCCCAAGAUCCUAUCACAGUGGCUUUAACCAGGGCUUUAACUUUGCAGAGGCAGUGAACUUCUGUACUGUGGACUGGAUGCCGCUGGGCCGUCAGUGUGUGAAUCACUACCGCUUGCUGAAUCGUUACUGUGUGUUUUCACAUGAUGAGAUGAUCUGUAACAUGGCUGGCAAAGCAACUAAACUAGAUGUUGUCCUGGCCUCAGCCGUGCACAAAGACAUUUUGCUGAUGAUCAACGAGGAGAGGGAGCUCAGAGAGAAGAUCCGCAAACUGGGAGUGGUGCAGUGCAAGUUGUUCAAAUAUGAACUGCUGCAGGACGAUGAGAGACAGUGUGUGAAGUGUCGGACGACGUGCUACCUGUCUGCGCUCAGCUGUUCAUGUCAGCCUGGCGUGCAGGUGUGUCUGCACCAUGUCAACCACCUGUGUUCCUGCCCCGUCUCCAACUACACACUCAAGUACCGUUUUACACUAGAUGACCUCUAUCCCAUGAUGAAUGCUGUGAUGGAGAGAGCUGACUCGUAUGAUGAAUGGGCAUCCCGCGUUUCAGAGAUCCUGGAGGCCAAACUGGACAAGAAGCGCACUCUUUCUGUGUUCCACACUCUGCUGGAGGAGUCCAAUCUGAAUAGUUUUCCGGAUAACGAUUUGUUACGGCACCUGAGAAUGGUCACUCAGGAUGCAGACAGAUGUUCGUCUGUGGCUCAGCAGCUGCUUAAUGGCAAGAGACAGACCAGGUAUCGGGCUGGUGGCGGAAAGACUCAAAGUCAGCUGACUGUAGAGGAAAUGAGGUCAUUUGUGCGUCAACUAUACAACCUACCUUGCUGCCUUACACAAGCACCAUUACUGAAGGAGCUGCUGAACUGUAUUGAAGAUUUCCAGGCUCACAGUGAGAAGGUUCUCUCUGACAUUGUGAGCUCUGAUUCUGUGCCGGAGAUUCAGUCUCUGCUGGAUGAGAGCUCAGAGUUUGAUGUGUACCUCCCCGAGGUUCCUCAGCUGAGGGAGAAACUGGAGAUUGCUCGCUGGUUGGCCACAGUGCAUCAGGCUGAGGUAUUGGGUGGCAGCGCCCGUGGCCUCUCUCUGGACACCAUGAGGCAGCUGAUUGAUCGUGCUGUUGGACUGAGCUCUGACCCCGCCAUGGAGCGAGCUAUGGCUUGGCUACAGGAGCUGCUCACUGUCUCUGAGCACUGGGAGGAGAAAGCACAGGCACUGCUUAAAGCCAGGCGUUUUGAGUGUGUGGAGUCUUUAUCUGCCAUCCUGAAAGAGGUCGAGACUGUUCCUACAUACCUGCCCAACUGUCUGCUACUGAAAGAUGCAGUUGACAGAGCUACAGAAUGGCUAAAGGAGGCUGAAGCUUUGCAGGCAGGAGGGCGCGUUCCUGUGUUGGACACAAUCAAGGACCUGGUGCUGAGGGGCAGGUCGAUUCCUGCACAGCUGGAUCCUCUGGAGAAACUGGAAGCACUUGUCUCUGAAGUGCAGGCAUGGAAGGAGUCUGCAGCAAAAACCUUUCUAGUGAAAAACGCCCCCUUCACCCUGCUGGAGGUGUUGUGUCCACGCUGUGAGGUAAGAAGUCCUGUGAAAAGAAAGACGAAGAAGACAAAAGGAGAUGCAGUGUCAUUUGGGAAAAAGAGAUCAGGAAGACUGGACUGUCUCACUGAUGUAGAGAAGACUCUGUCAGAGAGUAAAGACUCAGCUGCUGCCAUGGCCGCUCUCGCUGAAGUCCGUUUAAAAGAGCUGGAGUCCCUGGUGUCUCUCCGUGCAGCUAACGAAUCCAAACUGCUCCCAGCAGCAGACUGCGGUACUCUAAAAGUGUGCGUAUGUGAAAAGCCUCCCAUGGGCGCCAUGCGUCAAUGUGAGCUGUGUAGAGAUGCGUUCCACAGCGUGUGUGUGCGUGGGAUGGCAGAUCAGCCGGACUCUGAGCCGUGGUUGUGCCCCUCGUGUCGGCGUUCGGCUAAACCUGCCCUGGACAGGAUCGUACCACUGCUGGCGUCUCUGCAGAGGAUCCGUGUGCGGUUACCGGAGGGAGAUGUGUUGCGCUACAUGAUCGAACGUACAGUGAACUGGCAGCGGCGAGCACGGGAAGCCAUGACGUCCUAUGACCUAUCAUCUACCUCUCAGGAGCACAUGGGAAAGCGCUGUGGAGACGGCAGUGGGAAGGAUUGGAGCAGUCAAAAUCAGACUUCAGUCUUCUACAUAGAGCAGCGAUGCAUCCCUCUGCAGGGUCUAAGUGCAGAGCUGGAGGAGUUGAUGGUGGAGGGACUGUUGCUGCAGGUUUCAUUGCCUGAGACUCAGCAGCUCUACAUGUUGCUCCUGAAUGGCCCUCCUGCCCAGUGCAGUCCUCAGCACACACACCCAGCUAGCGAUAGCCCACGGCACUCACCCUAUCACACUCAGGAACACAUGGAGAGAGACGCAGUGACACCAGCAGAGAAGAAAGCAAAGAGGCGGAUGGAGAUAGAUGAGGAGAUGGGGUCAGACGUUGAGGCGAGGGAGCGAAGGUUCCUGAAAAGGAAGAAGCAGCGGAUGAGAAAAGAAAAGAGACGAGAAAGGAAAGCAACAUCGGCGUCUCCUACUUACCUCUCUGAUAUGUCCCAGUCAGAUGAUUCAGAGGAGGACAUGGUCCUCUGCCCAGCCGAGAGCUGCCUACAACCAGCUGGAGAUGAGGUGUUCUGGGUUCAGUGUGACUGCUGUAACCAGUGGUUCCAUAUGAUCUGUGUAGGCGUUUCAGCAAAAAUGGCAGCAGAAGAGGACUACAUGUGCUCAAAAUGCAUCACACAGAACACAGACCAGCGGCGAAAAUGAGACAGUGUGACAGAGGGAAUGAAGAGGAAAAUGAUGAGGCCUUGAUGGAUAAAUGCCAGUUAAUUUCCUCUUUCCCCCUUGGCCCUCCCCUUUGUACUGCCCUUUUUCCAAUGUGUAACUGACCCUUACCAACUAUCUCUGACCUCUGUAACAACGGUGCUAUUUCCUGUUUUUUUAUUUUAUUGUUUUGAAUGAUGCUAUUUGGUCAUAUUUUGUAUUUUUACAAUGUUUUCCUUCUAUUUGAACUGUUUGUGGUUUCAAAAAUAUGCUUAAUGAAAAGAGCUGCAUAGUGAAGUGUGAAAUGUACAGCAUGGGUUUUUAAUCCGUUGCAUUGUGGAGAAAAGAAAGCGGUCAUUUUGUUCAAAGCAUGUAAUGUAAAACAGAAGGUUUUCUUCUGCAUGCAAAAUGUUACAGAAACAGCAACCUUUUUUAAAUACCAAAUAACUCCAGUAAAUAAGAAAUAAUGAGACGUUUUUUGGAAAACCCACUGUUCAGUACACAUGCAUCUGGAAUAAUAUAAUUUUCUGUUAAUUGUUUUCGUUAUGUAGAUUAGAUUAUUUAUCUGAGCAAUAAUAAUGUCAGUAAGCAUUUGGGGGCUUGUGUGUCUUUAUGAACUGUGUGCUGUUACUGCUUGAGGGGUGAUGGUUCAUUGUACAGGAAGUGUAAAGUAUAGACGGUGCAGUCUGGUUUGGUGACUAGUGAUGUAGCAGCCAGGAAGACGUGUAUAGAAGAAACUGCCAUAGAACUCACUUGGGCUAUUUUCUGGGGAGGGAGGAUGAAGUGGGCAGCUGGGUUACGCUUGUUUAAAAUGUCCCAGUUUAUAGUGUGGAAUAAAAAAAAAACCUUUUGUUUAAUAUCUUACACAA